AUGGCUCCGAUUACAACUAAUUAUUCCGAGAUUCAGCAUGAUGAGAUCGAGGCUUUGCGCUCUAUCUAUAUGGACGAUUUCCUGGAGGAAGAAGCAAAGACUGGGGCAUGGAAGAAAGCUGCUGAUCGGGCCUUCCAAAUCAAUCUCCGUAAUCAAACAAGCGAGGAACAGAACAUCGCUCUUACUCUUGCUGUCUCUUUGCCGCCUACUUAUCCCAAAUCUCUUCCGCGUUUGAAUCUGCGUUUUGGACACUCGAUUCGUCAAAAAGUACAAAAGCAAGCUCAAGAUAUUAUCAGCAGCAAGCCAAAAUCUCUACUUGGCUCUGAAAUGAUCUUCGAAAUUGCUACUUCAUUGCAAGACCUUCUUGAUGAUAAUGCUACCUCAUUAAACAUCGUCCCUACCUUAGACGAGGAAAGAGCCGCAAGAGAGGUUGCCGCGAGACUUAAAGCCGAACAAGAUGAAGAAGAAAGGCGGCAACAGGCCAUUAAGGCUGACGAAGAAGAGGAACAAAUGCUUCUAGAAAUGGUCAAGCACCGAAAAUCACGAUCCAACAGGCGCAACAGCAAGUCAAUAAAUCAAUUGGAUGAACCGGUUAGUGGGGAGGAUAUCCUUGGAGGUGUCACCUUUGAACGCCCCGCACGAACGAGAAACAGAAAUGACAGUGGGACAAUGACCAUACACACCGUACAUCAAAGGGUUCAAUACCGUCAAGGUCCAGUAUCUAACGUGGUUACAGUCCAGCCAUGGAACGUGGAUCAAGCGGUAUCCACCCACGAGAAUCCGCCUUAUUUAGUUCUCAAAGAAUGUAAGAUUUCAUCGACGAAACGAGCUGUCCAGAACUUAGAGUCAAGACUCGAGUUUCAUACCCAACUCAAAUCCCAUCAGAGCAUCUCUCAGCCCCUUACUUUUCGAAUUCAGCGGGAUACUGCCACCGAACCUUCGUCUUCUAGUGAUGAUGCCAAUUGGACCAUCAUUAUACUAAUGGAACUUGCUGAGAGACGGUCAUUACGGGAAACCCUGGAAGUUGUCGACAAAUUGGACGCAAAGCUGGUGCGUGCAUGGUCUAUACGGCUCAUCGAAGGUCUCCAACAUUACCAUCGACAUGGAUCUGCACACGCAAGCCUCCACUUGGGUAACGUACUCCUAGAAACAGGCGAAGCAGAGAGGGGUGAUAGGAAAGUCACCGUCCCCAAGCUGUCAGAUGGAGGGUACCAACGCGACUUGCACUUGCUGAAAAAGGGUAAUACCUCAAGGUACUCCUCGAUUGCCUGGACCGCGCCCGAAGUAGUCAACAACAACAGCCAAGCGGAGGCCAUGCCAGCGACAGAUAUAUGGGACUUCGGCCGUUGUUUCUUGCAGAUGGCCUUCGGAUUGAGCAUUUUGGAACAUCCAUCCCCAAAGUCUCUGAUGGAGGAGCUCAAAAUGAGCAAGAGUUUAAUGGCAUUGCUAAGCCAGAUUUUCCAGAACGACCCCAAGAAGCGCCCCUCUGCUUGGGAUUUGUUACAUUUUGAGUUCUUCCGCAAUGAUGAUCAUUUGCUCGAUGAGGAUCCCACCUUCUCUUCGAUUUCUGGAGAGGCCGCACCCUCUGAUGGUAAAGGCUUGCAGCGGCACCAUUUUCGACGGGAAUCGACUGCGGCUCCGCAAUCACGCUAUGCAAAGGAGUUUGUGGAAGACGGUCGCCUCGGUCGUGGUGGCUUCGGAGAGGUCUUUAAAGCGAGAAACAAAGUCGGUGCGUCGAUUUUGGAGCUGAUUCUUCCUAACCGGUAG
Messenger RNA from Letharia columbiana, 1767 nucleotides. RefSeq lists its product as uncharacterized. NCBI's taxonomy places the organism in Eukaryota, Fungi, Ascomycota, Lecanoromycetes, Lecanorales, Parmeliaceae. The transcript has a single exon. Gene Ontology annotation, molecular function: ATP binding; protein serine/threonine kinase activity; protein binding. Gene Ontology annotation, cellular component: cytoplasm. Gene Ontology annotation, biological process: protein phosphorylation. The record is from RefSeq and is a predicted model, not a curated record. The coding region runs from base 1 to 1767 and encodes 588 amino acids.